AUGGCGGAUCAACAGCAGCCCCAGCAGCAAGAGAUGAACGCUGUUCGAGCCGGUGGCCUUGACCUGCCUCCAGGGUUCUGCUUCCACCCAACUGACGAUGAGAUUGUCAGCCACUACCUGACGAACAAGGUGCGCAACACGGACUACACCUGCAUCGCCAUCGGAGAGGCCGACCUAAACAAGACUGAGCCAUGGGACCUCCCGGAUGAAGCAAAAUGGGGAGAGAGAGUGGUACUUCUUCUAUCAGAAGGACCAAAGUACCCGACGGGGCUGAGGGCGAACUGGGCCACAAAGACCGGUUAUUGGAAAGCAACAGGAAGAGACAAGGAGGUCUACAACACCACAAAAGGGGUGGUGCUGCUAGUCGGCAUGAAGAAGACGCUCGUCUUCUACGAGGGCAGGGCUCCUAGGGGUGAUAAAACCAACUGGGUGAUGCAUGAGUACAGACUCGAAGGCAGCGGCAAGCUCCUCAGCCCUGCAUCCGCAUCUAGCUCAGUCGCUAACACCGUUGCGGCCAUGAAAGCUUCAGCUUCUAUUGACAAGAAUGAGUGGGUGGUCUGUCGUGUGUUUGACAAAACCACUAGGAUCAAGAAGACGACUGCACCAGUGUACCAGGUGGCCAUGGCUGGCGCUGAGAUUGAUCAGAAUCAAAACAACAUCUUGGCCAUCCCCAUCCCCAUGCUGCUGCAGCUGCCACUGCCCGUGCCCAUGGCCAUGCAAUUUCCCAUCCUGUCAGACUUCGCCAUGGACCCGGUGGCCCCCUACUACCCCAACGACGGUGUGGGGAUGCCGCCUAUGGCAGGUAUUGGUGGUGCCGGCGGGCUCGAGAUCAAUGGCGCCCUGUUAGGCAAUCCGAUGGCCGCGCCACCGCCGAUGAACUUCUACCACCAAAUGGACAUGGGGGCAGUAGCUGGCCAGAUGGGCAUGGAGGCUAUAGCUGGCCACAUGGACAUGGGAGCAGCUAGCACUGGGGGCUUCGAUGUUGCUGCGCCGGAGAGUAGGCCGUCCUCGAUGGUGUCGCAAAAGGAUGAGCAGGCUAAUGCCGCUGAGAUCUCGUCAAUGAUGUCCGUGACUGGCCCAUGGAAGUACUAA
Miscanthus lutarioriparius is the source of this 1092-nucleotide messenger RNA. NCBI's taxonomy places the organism in Eukaryota, Viridiplantae, Streptophyta, Magnoliopsida, Poales, Poaceae. The record is from the annotation of a GenBank genome assembly.